Messenger RNA from Xiphophorus hellerii (green swordtail), 2085 nucleotides. RefSeq names its product nucleoporin 54 (gene nup54). Gene Ontology annotation, cellular component: nuclear pore central transport channel; nuclear pore. The coding region runs from base 91 to 1956 and encodes 621 amino acids. NCBI's taxonomy places the organism in Eukaryota, Metazoa, Chordata, Actinopteri, Cyprinodontiformes, Poeciliidae. The record is from RefSeq and is a predicted model, not a curated record. Gene Ontology annotation, biological process: nuclear pore organization; protein localization to nuclear inner membrane; NLS-bearing protein import into nucleus. Gene Ontology annotation, molecular function: structural constituent of nuclear pore. The transcript is spliced from 15 exons.
CCACAAGGUGGCAGUACUUCCCCACUUUGUAGAGGGAUUACUGACUGGAGAACAAGGCGAAGAAGAGUGCUUGCGGUGACAGUCGUCAACAUGGCGUUCAGUUUUGGCGGUGCCGCGACUAACACAGGGGCAGGGACGUCCGGGUUUUCAUUUGGUCAGUUUGGUGCCAAAACCACAGCUUCAACAACGUUUGGUUUUAACCCGACAGCGACCACUACCACCGCUUCUUCGGGGUUUGGCACUCUGACGGCUCCUGCUUUUGGCGCAGCCACGACCACAACUGCACCAGCCACAGGAUUUAGUUUUGGUGCCUCCAACACAGGAUUUGGGGGGCUUGGAGCUGGAAGCACCACAGCUGGUGGGUUUAGCUUUGGGGGGUUUGGUUUAAAUGCAAACCCAGCAGCAAUCAGCUUCAGUACAGGUUGCUUCGGUACAGCAACCACAGCUGGCUCUGUUUUCAAUUUUGGUAAUAGCCUGGCUAGCACAGGUGCGUUUGGUGGCUUUGGGACAACUACAACAACUGCUGCCGCACCAGGAUCCACUUUCAACUUUGCCCCCUCCAAUACAACAGGAAGCUUGUUUGGUAACACACAGAACAAAGGGUUUGGAUUCCCAUCUGGACUCGGAACUGGUGCCACUGCUGGAGCGACAGGCUUUGGAACUGGAUUAGGAACAACUGGCCUCGGUUUUGGAGGUUUUAACAUCCAGCCGACACAACAGCAACAAGGAGGCUUGUUUGGCCAGCCGGCCCAGCAGCAGGGUCAAGCUCAGCCAACCCAGCUUUACCAGCAAGUGACCGCUCUGUCAGCCCCCACUCUUCUGGGAGACGAACGCGACUCCAUACUUGCCAAGUGGAACCAGUUGCAGGCUUACUGGGGAACAGGGAAGGGCUACUAUGUUAACAACAACCUACCAGUGGACUUUACUCAGGAGAACCCUUUCUGCAGGUUCAAGGCAGUGGGGUAUAGCUGUGUCCCAGUAAGCAAGGACGAAGAUGGUUUAGUGGUGUUGGUUCUGAAUAAAAAGGAGCCUGAUGUUCGUGCUCAGCAGCAGCAGCUGGUUGAGUCACUGCACAAGGUUCUGGGAAGCAACCAGACUCUGACCGUCAAUGUAGAGGGCGUUAAAGCUCUGCCCAACGAUCAGACAGAGGUGAUCAUUUAUGUGGUGGAGCGUUCCCCCAAUGGCACCUCCAAGAGGAUCCCAGCUUCCACGCUCUUCACCUUCCUGGAGCAGGCCAACAUCAAGGCUCAGCUCACCCAGAUUGGAGUGGUCAUGUCAGUAACACGCACAGAGCUGUCCCCAGCACAGCUGAAACAGCUGCUGCAGAACGCUCCUGCAGGUGUGGAUCCCAUCAUUUGGGAACAAGCUAAGGUGGACAACCCUGACCCAGAGAAGUUAAUCCCCGUACCCAUGGUGGGUUUCAAGGAGCUGCUCCGCAGAUUGCAGAUCCAGGAGCAGAUGACCAAGCAACACCAGACCAGAGUGGAUAUAAUCUCCAAUGACAUCAGUGAGCUGCAGAAGAACCAGGCAACAACUGUAGCCAAGAUCGCUCAAUACAAGAGGAAGCUGAUGGAUCUGUCUCACAGGGUGCUGCAGGUACUAAUAAAGCAGGAGAUUCAGAGAAAAAGCGGCUACGCUAUCCAAGUGGAUGAGGAGCAUCUGAGGGUGCAGCUGGACACCAUUCAGUCAGAACUCAAUGCACCCACACAGUUCAAGGGUCGAUUGAAUGAGCUGAUGUCUCAAAUUCGAAUGCAGAACCACUUUGGAGCCGUGAGAUCAGAAGAGCGCUACAACGUCGAUGCAGAUCUCCUCCGAGAAAUCAAACAACACUUAAAGCAGCAACAAGAAGGCUUAAGUCACCUGAUCAGCGUCAUUAAAGAUGACUUGGAGGACAUCAAACUCAUAGAACAUGGACUAAGCGAUGGCGGCCACAUGAGAGGGGGCAUCCUGAGCUGAGGUCGCCCGUCCACCCUCAACACGUGUUCAGACCCUCUAUCAGUCUGAAAAGGGACACUUCUCACCCAGACCAACCUUCAUCACAGAAGGAUAUUAAAAUCUCAUUUUUUUUGCAGGUGUGAUAAUUGA